Messenger RNA from Malassezia pachydermatis, 4506 nucleotides. RefSeq names its product transcription elongation factor spt6. Bases 1 to 4506 code for a protein of 1501 amino acids. Gene Ontology annotation, biological process: transcription elongation-coupled chromatin remodeling; transcription elongation by RNA polymerase II; nucleosome organization. The transcript has 2 exons. Gene Ontology annotation, molecular function: DNA binding; nucleosome binding; histone binding. The record is from RefSeq and is a predicted model, not a curated record. NCBI's taxonomy places the organism in Eukaryota, Fungi, Basidiomycota, Malasseziomycetes, Malasseziales, Malasseziaceae. Gene Ontology annotation, cellular component: transcription elongation factor complex.
AUGGACGCGGCCCGCCUUCGUACGGCGGCUGACGAGCCCGUCGCAGCACGAAGUAGUGACGACGAGGGUGAGGACCUGAUGAAAGAGUCAGGCAAUGUCCUCGGUCUCGAUAGUAGCGACGAAGAAGACGAUGACGAUGAUGAAGAAGAGCAACGCCGUGUUGCGGAAGGUUUCAUUGAUGACGAUGUUGAUGAAGAGGAUGGUGAAGAGGAGCGGUCACAUAAGCGUAAGCGGCGUUACCGCCACCGUGAUAUGGAAGAAGAGCUAGAUGAAGAUGACCUGGCUCUGCUUUCGGAAAAUACACGUCCAGAGGCUGCGCGCAAUAAGCGCGCACGACCAGGCUCCGAUGGCCAUCGCGAAGAGGAUCUGGCGCAUAUCUUCGAUGACGAGGAGGAUGCGAACGCCAUGCCCUUGGAUCCAUACGAUGACGAGCUGGACGAUUUCAUUGAGGACGAUGAAGAAGAUGAAGAGCUGGCCGGCCUUAACGAAGAGGAACGGGAAGCCAAACGUCGUGAGCGUCUUGAGGAGCGGCGACGUGCGCGUGCAUCUGGAGCGCGCGUUGACCCUCGUAAGGUCGGUAUGGACCUGGAGGCCUGGGACGAAGUGCAUGACAUCUUUGGCAACGGCGAGGAUUAUGCCUGGGCCCUCGAAGAAGAUGAAGAAGAGGGCGAGGAAAGCCAGAAGGCGCGUAUGGAAUAUAAAGAUAUUUUCGAGCCUGCCCAAAUUCAAGAGCGCAUGCUCACCGAUGAAGACGAUCGGAUCAAGCAGAUUGAUAUCCCUGAACGAAUCCAGCUUGCAAUCCCCGGUGAGGAUGGCUUGAAGCUCUUGGAACGGAAGCUCACUGAGGCAGAGUUGGAUGAUGCGACGCAGUGGGCGUCCACACGUAUCUCUCCUCGCUGCACGGCGGAAUUCCUGGACGAUGGAGCUACGCAUGCGCGACUACGUGGUGAAUGGCAUAUGUGUGUUCGUCAAAUGCUCUCCUAUAUGCUUAACGACUUGCUGGAAGUCUCGUUCCUAACGCAGCAUCGGCUUGAUGAGCUUGAGCGGACGCAACUGGAAGGGACACAGAAAUCGACUGCGACGCUGCUUGUGCGUCAGGAACUGCUUACUCUGAGUACGCUGGGCAUCAAGUACAAACUUUUGCUGGCACGCAAGGAUGCGCUGCGCCAGACAUUUGAGGAGCUCGCUGCGACGUACCCUCCCUCGACACCUGAGAUGGAUGAAGCGCGUGCGAUUGUGGAAGAGCUGAUUGCACAGGCGGGUUCAUUGGAAGAAGUUAGUGACAUCUCUGAAUGGCUUGCAAUGCGCUUUGGCGAGCGUUUCCGUGAAGCAACGGCGUUGGCCAAGUCGCAAGACAUUUCGACACUUAAGCGUCCGACUGUGGUGAGUGAGUACGAGCAGCGUAAGCACACGCCGCUCGCACAGUUGGUGCAACGGAUGGGUCUGUCCUCCUCGCAACUGGCGGCCAAUGUAGCUGGUGAUCUGCGUCACCAUGUGCCAGAGGAUGAGGCUUUGGCUCCUAGUGCUGUGGCAGAAGAGUAUGUCGGCACUGCGCCUGGUGCCGUUGAUGCCAAGGCCGUUUUGGCGCUGGCACGUACCAUGUUAGCGCAUGAAAUCGGCAAGGAGCCUGCACUACGUCGGGAGGUCCGUACAAUGUUCCGCACGUCGGCACUGCUGGACGUGGAGCCGACAGAGCGCGGUAUGACUCGCAUUGAUGAGACGCAUCCAUACUACAGCUUCAAGUUUCUGCGUGGCAAGCCCGUCGCUGCGCUACUUCAAAAUGCCUCGCAGCUUCUGCAGAUCGUCAAUGCGGACGAAGAGCGUCUUGUGCACGUGACGCUGCGUCUACCGACGGAGAUGGCCAACGUGCUGGAACGUCGGUUGCAGGACCAGUUUGUGAGCGAUGGCGUAAGCGCUUUGUCGCAAGCAUGGAACGACGAGCGUCACGCUGUGAUUGAAGAGGCCUGUGCGUCGUUCCUGCUUCCCCUAGGUCGUGCGUGGACGCGUGAAUGGUUGGUCGAAGAGUGUCGUGAAUCGCUCUUGCGGCACUGUGAGCAGCGCCUGACGCAGCGUGUGGAAGGUGGGCCUGUGCAAUCGGCUGGUAUGAUAAGUCGGCAGGGCGAUCCCGCUGUGGAAAUUGCAUCGCACGUACCGCGUGUGCUGGCUGUGUCGCACGGUACUGGUGAUCCUCGACGCAGUGAGAUCUGUGCGAUCUUUUUGGACGAGUUUGGCCGCUUGCUGGACCGUGCUACGUACGAUACAUUGCGGGCACCGCGUGCGGUGAAUGACGAAGAGACGCCUGAAGCCAACCCGCAAACCCAGUUCCUCGCACUGCUGCGUCGUCGUCGUCCCGAUGUCGUGGUCGUGAAUGGAUUCAGUCCGCGUUCGCAGGAUUUGAAGAACCAAAUCCAAGAGUUGGUUACACGUGCGCUCGAGGAGCGGAUCCAGGAAGAGCAGCUGGAGGGAGCCGCCAUUGAGCAUGCGCGUAUCGACGUGGUGAGUGUGUAUGAUGAUGUCGCGCGUUUGUACCAGCACAGUGCGCGUGCAGCCACCGAGUUCCCGGAGCUGAGUGUAUUGGCGCGCUACUGUGUGGGAUUGGCGCGGUAUGCGCAAUCGCCCGUGAAUGAGUUUGCCGCGCUGGGCGCGGAUGUCACGGCGGUGCAGUUUGAUCCCGCUCAGCGUUUGCUUCCGACCGAUCGUUUGCGGUCGCACUUGGAGCGUGCGAUUGUGAUGCUUGUGAACGAUAUCGGAGUGGAUCUGCAUGCGGCACUCACCGACUCGUACACCCAGUGCCUGCUGCCGUUCGUCGCGGGUCUGGGGCCACGUAAAGCGCAUGCGUUGGUGCACGCGAUCCAGACGCGUCUGGAUGGAGUCGUGAUCAACCGAGAGGUGCUGGUACGCCGUGGGAUUCUGCCGUUUGUGGUGUGGAACAAUGCCAUUUCGUUCUUGCGCAUUGAUCAAGAUGCGGCGACAGACAUGCUGCUGGAGGAAGAGGCGCAACCGGAUGUGCUUGACACGACGCGGAUUCAUCCAGAAGACUACGACUUCCCUCGCCAAAUGGCCCGUGAUGCGCUGAACAAGCACGAAGAGGACCUGGAAGGCGAGCAUCCCAGUGUGGCUUGUGCGGAGAUUAUGCAGGAUGCCCACCCUGCCGAGAAGUUGGCGGCGCUGGAUUUGGACCACUAUGCGGCGAUGUUGUGGGAGAAGCGUGGUUUGCGCAAGCGACUUACGUUGUUCUCGUGCAAGCAGGAACUGAUCCGGCCCUAUGACGACUGGCGUCUGUCGCAGACGCUGCCCAAUACGGAAGAGCUGUUUACGAUGUUCACAGGCGAGACGCGUCGUACGCUCUCAGAAGGCUACGUGGUCCCUGCGACGGUGACGCGCGUGGAAGAGGGCCGCGACAUGGAAGGGUUCCUCCGUGUGCGCCUGGAGUCCGGCUUGGAAGGCACCAUUGCCGGCCGUGAUAUUAUGCCCGGCUACAAUGCGCGAGACGUGCGUCUUCGUCGCCUAUUCCGCUCUGGCCAGACGCUCAAUGCCGUGGUCGUGCAGCUGGACCUGCAUCGUAUGCGGGCAGAGCUUAGUCUCCGGUCCGAGGCGUUUGAGCAUGUGAACCCUGCGCAAACGCACACACCUGUGGACCCUGUAUACUUUGACCACGAUCGCGCCCAGCUCGCGAGCGAAGCAGCGGAAGAACGCGCUCGCCGUCGUCAUCAGAGCCGCAUUGGCCGUCGUGUGAUUGACCACCCGAACUUCCACAACUUCAAUGCCGUGCAGGCGCAGCACUUCCUCGCGACGCAGCCACGUGGCGCUGUGGUCGUGCGGCCCAGUUCGCGGGGGAUGGACCAUUUGGCGGUGACGUGGAAAGUGGACGAGGGUGUGUACCAGCACAUUGACGUGCUGGAGCUCGACAAGGAGAACGACCAUGCGCUUGGUCGUAUUUUGCGUGUGGCUGAUAUGGGCUCGUACGCGGAUUUGGACGAUCUCAUUGUAAACCAUGUGCGACCGAUGGCGGCUAUGGUCGAGAUGAUGAUGAACCAUGAAAAGUACAAGGGGGCCGACGAAGAGGCGCUGCAUACGUACCUGACCAAUGCCUCGCUGGCCAACCCGAAUCGUUCAGUGUAUGCAUUUGGCCUGAACAAGGAUCAUCCUGGCUACUUCAACUUGGCGUUCAAGGCGAAUAGCCAGGCUCCUAUUCAGACGUGGCCUGUCAAGGUCUUGCCAGGUGCCUUCAAGUUGGGACAGGCGACACAGCUGGCCGAUGUCGCAGCCCUCAGCAAUGCGUUCAAGACACAGUACAUGGCACAGAUGAACGCGUCGCGAGGUGGUGGCGCUGGUGGACGUACGCCCGCGCUGCAUGCCGGUGGCGGCGUAACACCAGGCUACUAUGGCGGUGGAACGACCCCUGGUGGUGCGUACUAUGGCGGACGGACGCCAGGAUCGUACGCGGCCAUGCCGCCAGGGCCGCCGCCCAGCAUGCCGCCGCCGCCGUCGCGCGGAGGUUGGUAG